Molecule: messenger RNA, 1650 nt
Organism: Aureococcus anophagefferens
Lineage: Eukaryota; Pelagophyceae; Pelagomonadales; Pelagomonadaceae
Gene: MER2
Exons: 1
Coding region: 1-1650 (549 amino acids)
Molecular function (GO): NAD(P)H dehydrogenase (quinone) activity; flavin adenine dinucleotide binding
Source: RefSeq, a predicted model, not a curated record
AUGGGCCCGGCGGACUGCGAGCACGUCGUCUCCGCCGUCGCCCACGUCGGCCCCAAGGCCCACUUCCCCAAGCUCAAGGAGAAGUACGAUUUAGUGGUCAUCGGCGCGGGCGUCGCCGGCCUCCUCUCCGUCAUCGUCGCCAAGAGCCUCGGCAAGAAGGCGCUGCUCAUCGAGAAGCACUACAUGGGCGGCGACUGCCUCAACGUGGGCUGCUUCCCGUCCAAGGCCCUCAUCGCCUGCGCGCGCAAGUGCCACGAGCUCAAGCACGCGGCCGACUUCGGCGUCACCGUCUCCGGCGACGUCACCGUCGACUUCGGCUUCGUCAUGAAGCGCAUGCGCGCGCUGCGCGCGGGCAUCGCGCCCCACGACGGCGUCGAGCGCUACGGCCGCGACUUCUGCGACGACGUCUGCGUCGGCGUGGCGAAAUUCGCGAGCCCGACGGAGGUCGUCAUCACGUCGCACGGGGGCGAGACGCAGUCCGUGGCCUUCGACAAGUGCAUGAUCGCCACGGGCGCGUCCGCGGCCGUCGUGCCCGUGCCGGGCCUGCGGGACUGCCCCCACCUGACGAACGGCAACUUCUUCAAUCUAGAAGCUUUGCCGCCGCGCGCGUGCCUCAUCGGCGCGGGCCCCAUCGGCAUCGAGAUGGCCCAGUCGCUCCAGCGCUUCGGCUGCGCCGUGACCAUCUUCGAGGUGGCGCCCCAGCUCCUGCCCCGCGAGGACCCGGACGCCGCGAAGCUCGUCACGGAGGCGUUGAUCGCGGACGGCGUCGAGGUCCACUACGCCGUGAAGAUCACGGGCAUCAAGCUCGCGGGCGAGCUCGCCAUGAAGGCGCCCUGGCCGACCUACGACGUCUCCGUGACGCUGAGCGACGGCACGGCCAAGGUCUUCCAGUGCGAGGCGCUGUUGAACGCGACGGGCCGCGCGCCGAACGUCUCCGGGAUCGGGUUGGACGAGGCGGGCGUCGACUACGACACGCGCACGGGCGUCCACAUCUCGGACCUCUACGAGACGUCGGCGCCGAACAUCUAUUCCUGCGGCGACUGCGCGUCGCCCUACAAGUUCACGCACGCGGCGGACUGGCAGGCGCGGUGCGCGGUGCGGAACAUGUUCCUCCAGGCGAACUCGAAGCACUCGGACCUGCUCGUGCCCUGGGCGACGUACACGGACCCGGAGAUCGCCCACGUCGGCCUCUACGAGAAGGAGAUGGACGACAAGGGCAUCGCCUACGACACCUACGUGCGCCAGUUCAAGGACGUCGACCGCUGCAAGUGCGAGGGCGUCACGUCGGGCUUCGUGAAGAUCUCCUGCGCCAAGGGCAGCGACCAGAUCCUGGGGUCGACGAUCGUCGGGCCCUGCGCCGGCGACCUGAUCUCGGAGAUCACGGUCUGCAUGCAGAACGGCAUCGGCUGCAAGGACAUCGCGGGCGUCAUGCACCCGUACCCGACGACGGCGGAGGCCGUCCGCCAGUGCGCGGCCCAGUACUUCCCCAAGCUCCGCACGCCGGCGGUCAACGCGGCCAUCGAGAAGCGCCUCGAGCAGGUCGCGACCGGCACCGUGCCCGAGAAGACGGACAUGAUGGCCGGCGCGGCGGAGAGCCUCAACAAGGCCGUCGGCGACGUGACCGCGUCCGUCACCGCCAUGUUCAAGUGA